Vigna angularis (adzuki bean) is the source of this 2208-nucleotide messenger RNA. RefSeq lists its product as uncharacterized. The transcript is spliced from 3 exons. The record is from RefSeq and is a predicted model, not a curated record. Lineage: Eukaryota; Viridiplantae; Streptophyta; Magnoliopsida; Fabales; Fabaceae. Gene Ontology annotation, molecular function: zinc ion binding; nucleic acid binding. Bases 1 to 2208 code for a protein of 735 amino acids.
AUGGUGGAAAGAGCUAAAGUAUUAGAGAAGAAUGUGGCAGAAGUGGAACAACAGAAGAAGCAACAACAACAAGCAGUAAGAGGACCCAUAUCUUCAAGGAACAAUAUUAAUCUAAAGAGGACGUCGUACGCUCGUCCAACAUUGCCUUCAAAUGCUGGUGGGUCUUACACUCAAUCAGUGAGUGUUGUCGGACAGUUUGGGCAGCAGGGAAUAGUGAAGUGUUUUCAGUGUGGGGGACCCCACUAUCGAUCGUCGUGUCCUCAAUUGAUAGGAGCAAAAUAUUGCACUCGCUGCAGGAGAAGCGGACAUGUGGAGAACGAGUGCAACGUGGGAGGACGACCGGUGAUGAGGCCACCAAAUGCUGGAAGAGGUCAACAAGGGAGAGGUGGCCGAGCGCAAGCGGCUGGUCGGGCGUGCGUUGAGAAACUGGGUUUAGCUGAGAGCGAGAUGCAGUUUGACUUGGUGGUGUCAACCCUAGCGGCUGGUGAGGUUAGGACAUCUACAAUGUGCAUUAGAUGUCCUAUCGAGGUGGAAGGGCGUAGAUAUAAGGUGAACCUCAUCUGCUUACCUCUAAAAGAGUUAGAGGUGAUUUUAGGAAUGGAUUGGUUGGCUGCCAAUCACAUUCUCAUAGACUGUGGUGCUAAGAAGUUGGUAUUUCCGGAUGAAGAAGAAGAAGAGUUAUUUGUGACGCUCGGUCAGCUGAAGGAGGACAUCAUGGAGGGCGCUAGUUGUUUUCUGAUCAUGACGCACACGGAUGAAGAGUUUGAAGAUUUAAGUCAUGAACGAUCGUCCAGUAGCAAGCCGAGUGGAGGACGAUCGGUUGUGGAUGAAUUCCCGGACGUCUUUCCGGAUGAAGUACCCGGACUACCUCCUCCUCGCGAGGUAGAAUUCACAAUUGAUUUGGUGUCGACAGCAGGGCCCAUUUCUAUUGCACCCUAUCGGAUGUCACCAGCAGAGUUGGUCGAACUCAAGAAGCAAAUUGAAGAUCUAAUGGAUAAGAAAUUCAUCAGGCCGAGCGCAUCACCUUGGGGAGCGCCUGUUCUCUUAGUGAAGAAGAAGGUUGACAGCUCUCGGCUUUGUAUUGACUACAGACAGUUAAACAAGCUGACCAUCAAGAACAAGUAUCCCCUGCCUAGGAUUGACGAUCUGUUGGAUCAAUUACAUGGGGCUACCAUAUUUUCAAAGAUUGAUUUGAGGUCUGGGUAUCAUCAGAUUCGAGUUAAGGAAGGGGACGUUCAGAAGACUGCCUUCAGGUCUCGUUACGGACACUACGAGUAUGUAGUGAUGUCGUUCAGUGUCACUAACGCACCAGCGAUAUUCAUGGACUACAUGAAUCGCAUCUUUAGGCCGUACCUGGACAAGUUCGUGGUCGUCUUCAUUGAUGAUAUCCUCAUCUACUCCAAGAGCUGUGAAGAACAUGAAGAACACUUAAGGAUGGUACUAGGCGUAUUGAGGGAAAAAGAGUUGUACGCCAAGUUAUCCAAGUGUAAGUUUUGGAUGAAGGAAGUGCAGUUCUUGGGGCACGUAGUCUCUGCUGGAGGUAUCUCAGUGGAUCCGGCCAAGGUACGAGCGAUGUUAGAAUGGGAGAGUCCGCGUUCGGUCACUGAAGUCCGAAGUUUCGUGGGGCUGGUGGGCUACUAUAGGCACUUUAUUGAAGGAUUCUCUAAGAUAGUAGCUCCGUUGACUCAGCUGACCAGAAAAGAUCACCCGUUCGCGUGGACCGAUCGGUGUGAAUCGAGUUUCCAAGAACUGAAGCAGAAGUUGACGAGCGCUCCAGUCUUCGUUAUUCCUGACAUGGCCAAACCGUUCGAAGUGUAUUGUGAUGCCUCUCAUCAAGGUUUGGGCUGUGUACUUAUGCAAGAAAGAAGGGCGGUCGCGUACGCUUCUCGACAACUGAAGAUCCACGAGAAGAACUAUCCAACGCACGACUUGGAAUUGGCAACUGUGGUCUGCGCAUUGAAGAUUUGGAGACGCUACUUGUAUGGAUCUACAUUCCAAGUCUUUAGUGAUCACAAGAGGAAGGCGAACGUUGUAGCGGACGCUUUGAGCAGAAAGGUAGUUCAUGUCUCGUCCAUGAUGGUCAGAGAAUUAAGCUUGGUGGAGAGUUUUAGAGAUCUAAGGUUGCAGUUCGACUUGGAACCGAACAUAAUCAGAUGCUGUAACCUUAGAAUAUCCAGUAACGUCUUUGACCGAAUCAGAGAGAAGUAG